This is a messenger RNA of Aspergillus homomorphus CBS 101889, 4951 nucleotides long. RefSeq names its product P-loop containing nucleoside triphosphate hydrolase protein. Lineage: Eukaryota; Fungi; Ascomycota; Eurotiomycetes; Eurotiales; Aspergillaceae. Gene Ontology annotation, biological process: transmembrane transport. Bases 222 to 4877 code for a protein of 1551 amino acids. The transcript is spliced from 3 exons. Gene Ontology annotation, molecular function: ATP binding; ABC-type transporter activity; ATP hydrolysis activity. Gene Ontology annotation, cellular component: membrane. The record is from RefSeq and is a predicted model, not a curated record.
GCGCUUGAGCCGCUGGGUGUGCUCUGAACGCAAAGUACGGCAACAAAAUACCGAUAAGGUAAGUCCAGACCCGAUCAGCUAUGAGUCAAAUUCAAUACAUUCAAGCGCAAGGCUUGCGCCAUCGCGGCCGGGAAAGACGCUUUUGAUGAUAAUCGCUUCCACCGCCCGGCUCGUUGAACUCUUGGAUUCUUUUCUUCCCUCCCCGACAGGACGAUACAAAGAUGCUCUCAAACUCCUCGGUGUCUCUGAUAGUGGGCGCAAUUAGCGCCUUGUUGGCGAGUCUGCUAAUUGUUCCUGCAGUCAAGAGCAUCGUUGCGCGUGGUAGCUAUACAGCAUUGGAGCAGGAUGAAUCUCUCGUCGCAAAGAUCGUAUAUCGUGAUGAGGACGGUCAUGCCACGGGGGAGUCUCUACGCAAAUUUUCCGACAGGUGGCAGCGUGUCGCUCUCGUCAUGUUCUCGAUAACUGGGAUCCUCGCGACACUGGGACUCGGGACACUCACAACGGUGAGAGAUGACGCGAGUAACGCGGUGCUCGCAUGGUUUCAGUUUGCCAUUUGGAUAUUACUGUGCCUGCAGGGGGCCACCUUCUUCAUCGAGCGGAGACCGACGGUUCGAUACACGCUUGGAAAAUUCGCCUUCUUGGGUAGCGUGGUGGCGAUUGCUCUCACCGGUUUCCAUAUACACCGUUAUUGCUUGCUCCGUAGGAGCUCUUCUCACGACAAAUUAUGGCUUAGUCUGGUCUCCGUUCAGCUCGCAAGCGCCUUUCUCCGAGGAAUGUGCAGCAUUCUGCUCCCGCGUCGCCCAGAUGUGUUCCACGAGGGAUCUUUAGUCGACGGGGAACUCACAGUGACCGCGUUAAGCCGCUUGUCAUUCUCUUGGGCGACUGGCCUACUCAACCACACGGCCAAGAACCGCAUGCUGGCUCUCACCGAUUUACCCAAACUCCGAUCUGAGACACGUGCAGACAGUCUCCACCGAAACCUUGAACGAGCUAAGCACUCUCGCAAGACGUGGAAGGCUAUCGUCGUGGCGCAUUGGACAGCGAUCAUCUCGACAAUCAUGCUCACAUUGGUAGUUAGUGUGUUAAGCAUCGGACCGCAGAUAGCGCUAUUCAACAUCCUAGGUGCACUUGAAAAUCGUGGAAGAGGCGACUGGGACGUUAUGCGAGCGGCAUCCUGGGUCAUGGGCCUAGGAGCACUGAUGCUGCUAUAUUCAGUGGUUGAGGCAUGGCUCCUAUGGGUGGUAACUUCCAGGCUGUUGGUCCCUAUCUAUGCUGAGCUUUCAGCCCUCGUCUUUGCCAAGUCGAUGCGCCGAAAGGAUGUCAAGCACAUUCACAAGUCCAAGGUUAGUGUCGAUUCCGAAGAUUCGGCACAGGGCCAUUCUGUCGCCAAGGAAGAUGAAGAGUCAGACGACGAAGCCUCAGUCAAGAAGACACGACAAAGUAUCAUCAAUCUUGCAGCCGUGGACGGCAGACGUAUCACCCAAUUUACUACUUUCGCUUAUCUUCUUCCUUCCUCUAUCUUCAAGCUUGUUCUCGGGUGCGGCUUUUUGAUCAAGAUCCUUGGCUGGCGCAGUGCUUUGUCCGGUAUCGCAGUUUCUGUCUUGAUCACUCCUCUGAACUCCUUCGCAGCAAAACGGUACACUGGCGCACAGGUCAAGCUAAUGAAACUAAGAGAUCAGAAGCUGGCCAUUGUGACGGAAGUACUUCAGGGCAUUCGCCAGGUCAAGUUCUCGGGCUUGGAAGGACAGUGGGAGAACCGUAUCCAGGAGGCACGAGAGAAAGAGCUACACGCCUUGUGGACAUCCUUUCUUUUCGAUGUCAUUCUAAUGGCAAUUUGGGUGCUGGGCCCGAUCGGCCUCUCGGCCAUCUCACUGACUGUGUAUGCGACGCUCCACGGUGGGCUUUCUGCUUCAGUUGCGUUCACCGCAAUGUCUGUCUUUAGUUCGCUCGAACUCUCCCUUGCUAUCUUACCGGAGAUCAUCUCCAAUGGGCUGGAGGCUAAAGUCAGUGCAGACCGAAUUGAUACCUAUAUGGCUUCCCCUGAACGAGUGAUCAACACUACCCCUGCCGACGAAAUUAGCUUCGAGGACGCAUCAGUGGCAUGGCCGAUCGAGCAGGAACCGGGAACUGAAGCGGAAGAUGAUCGCUUUGUACUACGCGAUCUUAAUAUUCACUUUCCGAAACAGGGCCUCAGUAUUAUAUCCGGUCGUACGGGCUCCGGCAAGAGUCUGCUUCUGUCUUCGAUCCUCGGUGAAAGCGACUUGAUUAAAGGUACUGUGAGAGUGCCAGUUCCACCUAAAGUGGAAGAUCGAUUCGAUCAUUCCGCAACUAAUGCCAAUUGGAUCCUUGAUUCGGCCAUUGCAUAUGUUGCCCAGAUUCCUUGGAUCGAGAACGCUACGAUCAAAGAUAAUAUUCUGUUCGGGCUUCCUUGUGACCAAGAGCGAUAUUCACAGACUAUCUCGGCCUGCGCUUUGAAUAAGGACUUGGAAAUGUUACCGGAUGGUGAUAUGACCGAUAUUGGAGCCAAUGGUGUUAAUUUGAGUGGUGGCCAGCGGUGGCGUAUCUCCUUCGCACGCGCCUUGUAUUCUCGCGCGGGAAUCCUUAUUUUGGAUGAUAUUUUCAGCGCCUUAGAUGCCCAUACGGGGCGUCAUGUCUACGACCACGCAUUGACGGGCGAGCUUGGGUAUGAGCGAACGCGAAUUUUGGUCACGCAUCAUGUUGCGUUGUGCCUGCCUCAGGCGGACUACUGGGUUGAGUUAGAAGACGGACGGAUUAGACAUGCCGGCCCUGUCGCGCAGGCAGAGAGGCCAAAUCAACCACAAGCCCCUCUUUUUGGGACGACAGGCGAUGAUGAUACCACGGUCAUGGACGAAGAAACGGUCGAAGAGGUGAUAUCACAUACCCCCCACCGGCGUUUGAAUACGUCUCCCGGCGAAGCAGUCAUGAAGACGACUUCACCUAAGAAGUUUGUCGAGGAUGAGAAACGGGAGAUUGGCUCAGUCCAGCUUUCGGUUUACACAACCUAUAUCUCUAUGGGUGGACAUGGACUUCGAUGGUAUAUGACGGUUAUCGCAUUUCUGGGUUACACCUCACUUAUGGUCGGAAGGGCGUGGUGGAUAAACAUUUGGACCGACUCAUCAUCGAAGACUCCUGCCAGUUUCGAGCAGCACAGCCUUUUUCUCCUGCAACGACCCAUAGCACAAAUGGACUCAAGCGCACCGGAGUCCGAGCUCAGCAUGUACUUAUCAGUCUACAUAGCAUUCAGCAUACUUGCGUGCAUUAUGGGUACCGUUCGGUUCUAUCUCAUUCUCUCUACCAGUGUUCGCGCUGCCAGAAAUCUUUUCAAUCGCCUGACGUAUGCUGUCCUGCGGGCUCCAUUGCGAUGGCUUGAUACUGUGCCUCUGGGUCGAAUCCUCAAUCGAUUUACUUCCGACUUCAAUUCGAUUGAUUCAACUAUCGGCUACCAGCUCGGCUUCACGGCCUCGCAAAUGCUCAAUGUCUGUGGCAUUGUGCUCGCGGGCGUCCUCGUCUCACCUUUUGUAAUCAUUCUCGCUUUUGUCCUCCUGACCGUCUGCCUUGGCUUGGCCUUGAAGUAUUUAGCCGGAGCGCGAGAGGUCAAACGCUUGGAGAGUACCGCAAAAAGCCCAAUAUUCGAGCAUUUUGGUUCAAGUCUCGCGGGGCUGGUCACUAUCCGAGCAUUUAGCAAAAGCGAUGCAUACACGAGCAUGAUCUACAACAGAAUCAACGCCCAUGCGCAAGCCUGGUGGGCGAUGCUAUUGUUUAACCGCUGGCUUAGCUUUCGCAUGAACCUGGUUGGGGCUCUCUUUGCGACAUUGACUGCAGCAGUUAUUCUUAGCUUGCCAAACAUCUCAGCUUCGCUGGCUGGAUUUGCACUUAGCUUCUCUCUGCUAUUCAACAGUGCCAUCGCGAUGGCCUUGCGGAACUACACAGACGUCGAACUCAGUAUGAAUGCGACAGAGCGGGUGAUUGAAUACUCGAACAUCGAACUCGAGAAUCAGGGCGGAGUUAAUCCCCCUGCGUCGUGGCCCACGGAAGGUCGCUUAGAGGUGCAGGAUCUAGUGGUGGGAUACGCACCUGAUCUGCCCCCAGUUCUCAAGGGACUUAGCUUCAAUGUUGAGAAGAAUCAAAGGGUUGGCGUCGUCGGCCGUACUGGUGCUGGCAAGUCGUCUUUAACCCUGGCACUUUUUCGAAUCCUGGAGGCACGCGAGGGCCAGGUCCUGAUCGACGGGCUUGAUAUCGCUAAGCUUACCCUUCACAGCUUGCGUAGCCGACUAGCCAUCAUCCCACAAGACCCAGUUCUAUUUUCAGGCACUGUGCGCUUCAAUCUUGAUCCUUUCGAGGAGUAUACUGAUGCGGAACUAUACGACGCACUGGGGCGGGUCCAUCUUAUCUCCGAGGCAAACAAUGAGGCCAUUUUGGCUGACGGAGCCCCGACCUCUACCCAGCGGAAAAACACAAAUAUCUUUACCUCUUUGAAUGCUCCUAUUUCUGAAGGCGGGCUGAACCUCUCUCAAGGUCAACGUCAACUCCUUUGCCUCGCUCGCGCGAUAGUCUCACGCCCGAAAAUCAUGUUUCUAGACGAAGCAACUUCGGCGGUAGACAUGGAGACAGACGCUUUGAUCCAGCGGUCGAUCCGUGCGGAGUUUGGUCGCAAUAAUACCACACUGCUAGUGAUUGCCCAUCGACUGAGUACCAUCGCGGAUUUCGAUCGCAUUUUGGUGAUGGAUGACGGACGAGCAGUGGAGUUUGGAGCACCGAGUGAGCUACUAGGCAUCAAGGACGGGGUGUUCCGGAGCUUGGUCGAAAAUAGUGGAGAGAGGGAAUUAUUGGAGAAGGUUAUCUUAGGGGACAGUUGAGCUGUACAGUUAGAACUAAGACCCUACGAAGCCUAUAAUACGGAUUUAUUCUGCUUACUUCAGUUUUCAAAGAG